This is a messenger RNA of Penicillium samsonianum, 2172 nucleotides long. RefSeq lists its product as uncharacterized. NCBI's taxonomy places the organism in Eukaryota, Fungi, Ascomycota, Eurotiomycetes, Eurotiales, Aspergillaceae. Bases 208 to 2172 code for a protein of 654 amino acids. The record is from RefSeq and is a predicted model, not a curated record. Gene Ontology annotation, biological process: transmembrane transport. The transcript has 3 exons.
CUUUCCUAUAACACGUGACUCUCGGCACUCUUAGCGCGGCCAAGCGGCGACCUCCCCUGGGCCCUUGGCCUUAGCCCUAUGGAGACCAGCCAAUGGAUUUCUGGAAACCGGGAAAACCUUCUCCUGGGAAUCUCAACCAUUGAGAAAAAGUGCCAUGCCCCUAGAAUUAUCUACUAGACCUGGUGCGCUGCCGAAACUCAGUACGCCAUGCAGCUCAGAUCACGUUCUUGGAUGUUAGUCCUCAUCUUUACUCUCAAUAUCCUAGCCUGUGAAGCUGGAUGGGUUAGCAAGUUUCAAUGCGAUUCGUCUGAGUUACGUGACCCAUGGGAUACCCCAUUCCGAGUCGACAGCCUCCAUGGUAAAUUUGAGAGCCCGACAAUAUUCUCAUUGUCAAUACUGGCGAUCCACAACACAACAUACUUUACAUGUAGCGAUCUCGACCUAUCGUUGCUUGAGACUUCCUUUCGCUUCCAUGUGCUCGGUAUCCCAGUUGGGCAUAUGGAAAGCUUUCACAGCAAAUGCCCUCUACCGAUCACUGAGACCCUAACACCUCCGGAAGGCACACUUUUCUCAAAUUAUGAGUUCUUGUACUCUUUUGGAAAUGCCCAUCGGCUCCAAACUGUCGUUGCAGAGAUUAGUUUCAGGACACAAGAUGGCGCCCAGCUUGAUUGUGUGGCAGCUAAGAUCACCCCGGAGAUCGGCACGGCAGCCUCUGUGAUAUUCACGUAUCUCCCUGCUGUUGUGAUGGCCCUGGUUGGCGUCGCUUCAUGGAAGACACAUGCAAAUGACUCACUGAGAUGGGUUUCGUUGAUUGAAAGCAGGGCCACCUGGUCUAUUCUGGGCCCAAUGUGGGAAAUUAUUUCCGAUCUAGCUGGCUAUUUACAGUAUCUGCAGUUCAUCUUUCUGGCUGGCUCGCUUAGUUUGAAGUACCCUGGAUUCUAUCAACCGAUAGUUAGCCAAGCGGCUUGGUCUUCGCUUCUAUAUUGGAUGGGCCCUAUCGAUCAUGGUUUUACAUAUCCUGGAGUGGACGAUGGCAUGUAUGUCACUAAUGGGUCUUACGGGCUCGAGUACAUGUCUCAAACGCUUGGCUUUCCUCAGAUGCCGGAUAUCACAAUUGAUUCAUUUAUCAACCUCUCAAUUCUCAUCUUCGCUGUCGUUAUCAUUUCUUUGAUCCUGUGUCUGAUAAUGUCACGACUCAAUAGGGGUUUCCACCUGAGUUCAGUCACAUGGAACGCGGGUUGCAUUAUUAUAGGCAUGGCCCUGUCGUUCUCUAGUGUUCCUCUGCUAUCCUACUUGUCCUACGAGUUAAUUCUCAUUGGAUAUCUGCCUAACUACCGCAUCAUUCUAGUCGGAUUGUCGAUCACAUUUCUUCUUUUUUCGAAUUUUCUCAUCACUCGCCAUGUUCAGCGUCAAAAGGAGCUCAACGAUAGCUCGUCUCCGGACUUUUCCCAGGGUGCCAGAUCAGCCGGAUCUUCAAUGAAGCCUCGACAGUAUCUGUCGCAGUAUCUGCCAGCUGCAAUACCACUAUUACAAGGAAUUGUGAUUGGUGGAUUGCAAGACUGGGGCUUGGUGCAAUCUUCAUCUUCUGGUCCAGAGAACCGAACUAUGGGGAUUAUGUUGAAUAGGAUGGGAGAAAAUCGACAGAAAAGGGACUUGACUAGACUAUCCGAUUCCGGUAGUUCAGAAUCCUCAAGGAGAUCUGGUUUGCCUUUCAAUACCUCUGAAAAUUCAACGAGCUCUUUCCCUUCAACACCAACCCACGAAAGAUAUCACAUUACAGAUUUCUCUGCCUUCUAUAGGCAACCACGACAUCACUACAAGGAUCCACCAAACCAAUCAUCUGCCCUCAAUAACUCGCAUGAAGAACCCGCUGAAAAUCUAUGCAGUGAUUCUCAUCCAUCAAAUUCAUUCCAGGAUUCGUUUGACGAGCUUAUGGAAGCGCCUAUCAGACCCAACGUUGACUACUCCAUAAGAGAGUCCGAUUUGUUCUAUGGGAAAUUAGGCAACGGCUCCGCCUCGCCAGUACCAAUAUCGCAAGCGCUGCCGGAAGAAAGCCAAGAAAGUCAAAACACCCUACGCGAGUGGGCAGUCAGGGCUGCAAAGACAUUAAACCCACCUAAGAAGAAGAAAGAAAAGGGAUUUCAAGUUAUGAGACCGCCGCGACAGAAUUGA